Messenger RNA from Penicillium argentinense, 1959 nucleotides. RefSeq names its product putative transcription initiation factor TFIID subunit 12. Bases 1 to 1959 code for a protein of 652 amino acids. The transcript has 2 exons. Gene Ontology annotation, cellular component: SAGA complex; transcription factor TFIID complex; SLIK (SAGA-like) complex. Gene Ontology annotation, molecular function: protein heterodimerization activity; TBP-class protein binding; DNA binding. Lineage: Eukaryota; Fungi; Ascomycota; Eurotiomycetes; Eurotiales; Aspergillaceae. Gene Ontology annotation, biological process: DNA-templated transcription initiation; RNA polymerase II preinitiation complex assembly. The record is from RefSeq and is a predicted model, not a curated record.
AUGGACGGCACCACCCAAGGCCAACCCGGCCAGGCGAUGCAGCCGCCCCAAGCUCAGCAGCAGCAUUCGAACCUGAUCCGUACCGACCAGGUUCAGAAGCUUCCGCACCUGAACGACCAGCAAAAGGCCCAACACACCCAGCUAGUCCGCACCCUCUGGGAGGCGCUCAACACUCGUGAUCCGACGACACAGGAAUAUCAGUCCGCACACGCCAAGCUUUCCCAGCUUUCGCAGACCCUCAUGAAGGGCAUGCGCAUCUUCCAGCAGAACCGACAGCAGGCUCUGCAGCAGCACCAAGCUGCUCAGCAACAGGCCCAAGCUGGCAACCAGCACCUGAACACCGCUCAGGUCCAGCACGGCCAGCCUGUUCAGCGCCAACCUCUCAACCCGCAGAACCUGGGGCAACUCCUCCCCCAGAUACAGGCCAAGGUUAGUUCGCUGAACUUCUACCUUCCGCCCAACGUCACCCAAGAGCAGGUGCAGACGUGGAUUCCGGAGGCUCGCCUGCGAUAUGGCAUCGCCCUGCAGAAGCAGGAAGUCGGUCGCGCCCGUAUUACGGACCUGCGUGCCCAGUUCAACCAGCGUCAGACUGCUGGAAAUAUGUCCCAGGAGGAAAUUACCGAAUUCAAGAACCGCCAGUUGGCCGCCGAGAAGCUGUACCGCGAGGGCAGCGAUUUCCUCAACAAAUUUAAGGAACAACAAGAGACGUUCAAGAUGCAGUCUCAGCAAACGCAGCCCAUGAGCCAGGCUGCUCAGGGAGCUACGGCUCCCCAGACCCAGGCUGCAACUACCGCUCCUGCCGCCACUCAACCCGCGGCUCCUACCCAGACUGCCACCGGCAACGCGACAAACGCCAUGCCUGGACAGGCUCCUACUCCUGCGGCGCACACGAUUAAUUCUGCCGUCAACGCCGCCCGCAACCAAGCCGGGCAGGCAAUGUCACCUUCCACUUCUCAGCCUGGUCAGGCUCCACCUUCGGCAGGCGGUACUCCCGCACCUUCCAACGCGGCUCCUCCCGCACAGCGCCCUCAGCCGCCCUCCCAGCAGGGAACGCCUGGCGCUCAAAUCACCUUCAGCCAAACUCCCAACCCGGAUGGCUCUACCCCCACCCCUACCAACUCGCAACAAGGUAUGAAUCAGGGCCCGCCGCGCGCCCUCUCUCAAACCGCCGCCAUGCAGCAAGCUGCGACCUACAACACCACGAACCCGAGCCAGCCUGCUCAACCGCCGCAGCCCAUGAACCAAACUGCCAACAACCAGGCUACCCACCCCCAGGGCUAUCUCGCCAACCGGAACACCGAGGCCAGUGCUCGCAACAUCAACAUGGUCAUCCCCAAGAACCUGAAUGUCUCGACUCCCGAGCCCGUCUCCAUGCCUUCGUCUCGCCCUACUCUUUCCGGUGGUCCCAGCCACGGCGCCAUGGGCAUGAUGGGCCAGCCAGCUGUCCAGAAGCACCCGGGUUACGUCCUUGAGGGCGAGGGACAGCACGUUCUUAGCAAGAGAAUGCUUGAUAUUCUUGUUCGUCAAGUGACGGGCGGUGGUGAAGGUGAAAUGCUCUCACCUGAUGCUGAAGAAGUGAGUCCAGAUGAUCCCGCUUAUCAUGAUUUUGAAUUCGGUUAUUACGUGCUUGAACUUCCUUGCCGUCCUGUGCCUGAAGUCCCCAAGCCUGAUCCCGAGACAUUGCGCCGCAAGCAGAACGCCCUUUUUGUACUCUCCAUGGCCGACGAUUUCGUGGAUGAUGUAAUUACCCAAGCAUGUCGUCUUGCUAAACUCCGCCCCUCAUCCUCUCUUGAAAUCCGUGACAUUCAACUCGUUCUUGAGCGCAAUUACAAUAUGCGCAUUUCCGGCUUUGCUACCGAUGAUCUUCGCACUGUCAAGAAACCCCAGCCUACUCAAGGUUGGUUGCAGAAGAUGUCUGCUGUUCAGGCUGCAAAGGUUACUCAGGGUCGUUCUGAGUAG